GCCGUCGUGUCGGGAUUGGAAUGUUACCGACUAACAAUCGGAACAACUGAGCACUCGGUAAUUGGACACUAAGAUCACGGAAUCCCGUCUUUUAGAACAUUAUUUUCAGUUAUUAAUCCAGUUUGAGGUUCCUCUUUGCUUCGCCCGUGUCGACCGGAUAACUUCGCCUGCUGCGUGGUUUCUCCGCCGAUGAGGUUUUUAUUUUAUAUCCGCGCGUUUGAGUGUAUGUGGGGAGGUAAUAAAUAGAAGAGAAAUGCAGGGAUUCGUCAGGUUACACUUGUACCGCUGAGCUGCCCCUGCUCUGAGACGCAUUCGCCGGUGUUUUGCUUCUCUUCACCGGGACAAUGGAAAGGUAAAAGAGAGGGGAGGAAGACAAAUUCAAACCGAGGCGUUUGGGUAGGAGCGCGGUGCUUAGACCGGUUUUAUACCCGGUCAACGUGUUACCCAGUUUAACAUCUAAACCGGACUGUACCUUUACAUCUGGGAGAGCCUCGGGGACCCCAAGCCGCUCUUCGUCAGGGAAGAGAGUUUCCAGGCGGCUGUCGGACAGUUUUCUGUUGGAAUAACCACAAACAGCCUACCUGGAUGAGGCUGAGAAUAAGUACAGGGGAAGAGUCGCGGCAAAUGAUUGUGUCCGAGAGGAUCCGGGCAGCGCUGAUCUUUAGGUGCACCAGAGCCCCGCUGUAGGCGUUGUGCGAUAUGGUGAAACUCAACAGAAGAGGGAGAAAGGGACAACACUUAUAAAAUCGCCCACAUGCACUGGAUCAGUUGCUGGAUUUGGGAACCGAAUACGCAGAAGGGGGGUUGGGGAUCCUUGGAAGCUGCCGGAGGAUGGAGCGGUGUCGCCGGGGUUGGUGAGAGCCUAAUUUCGGGCCACUUUACAUUUCUUAUUCCUGAACAACUCGCCUCUGUUUCCAGGACACAUGCAGGCCAAAAAACGCUACCUGAUCCUGCUCUCCGCCGGUGCAUGUCUAGUGCUUCUCUUCUACUUUGGAGGGGUUCAACUUCCAGCGGCGAGCAGGAGCCGGCAUGACCGCAGCAGAAAUGGGUACCGACCAGAUCAGCCCUGGCCGCACUACUCGGACCCUUUACAUCCUUUCCUGCCCUGGGAUAUGACGGACACCGAGGAGUACAACCUGCACAUAUCUCCGAGGCAAAAGAGGGACGUCAAUACGAGUGUUUACAAAGGUAGACGGUGUCGCAUGGAUUCAUGCUUUGAUUUCUCUCAGUGUCAGAAGAAUGGAUUUAAAGUUUAUGUUUACCCCCAGCAGAAAGGGGAGAAGAUAUCAGAGAGUUACCAAAAUAUUUUAUCGACCAUUGAGGGCUCCAGGUUUUACACCUCGGACCCUGGACAGGCGUGUCUGUUCGUCCUAAGCUUGGACACUCUGGACCGGGACCAGCUGUCCCCUCAAUACGUCCACAACCUGAAGACUAAGGUCCAGAACCUGCCUCUGUGGAACGAUGGCAGGAACCACCUUAUAUUUAACUUGUACUCGGGGACGUGGCCGGACUAUACGGAAGAUUUGGGCUUUGAUAUUGGUCAGGCGAUGUUAGCCAAAGCCAGCAUCAGCACCGAGAACUUCAGGCCUAACUUCGACGUGUCGAUCCCCCUCUUCUCCAAGGAGCAUCCCAGGACCGGCGGAGAGAGGGGGUACCUUAAGUACAACUCCAUCCCGCCUUUUAGAAAAUACAUGCUGGUGUUCAAGGGGAAACGCUACCUGACGGGCAUCGGCUCGGACACGAGGAAUGCCUUAUAUCACGUCCACAACGCGGAGGAUGUGGUGCUGCUCACCACCUGCAAGCACGGCAAAGACUGGCAGAAGCACAAGGAUGCGCGAUGUGACAAGGACAACGCAGAGUAUGACAAAUACGAUUACAAGGAGAUGCUCCACAACUCCACCUUCUGUUUGGUGCCUCGUGGCAGACGGCUAGGCUCCUUUCGCUUCCUCGAGGCGCUGCAGGCUGCAUGUGUGCCGGUGAUGCUGAGUAAUGGCUGGGAGCUGCCUUUUUCUGAGAUCAUUGACUGGAACACGGCUGCAGUCAUCGGCGAUGAGAGGCUCCUGCUGCAGAUUCCAACCACGGUGCGCUCCAUCCACCAGGAUAAGAUCCUGUCCCUCAGACAGCAGACUCAGUUCCUUUGGGAGGCAUACUUCUCCUCUGUGGAGAAAAUAGUGCUGACUACACUGGAGAUCAUCCAGGACCGUGUGCUGGAGCACGGCUCCAGGAGCAGCCUGAUGUGGAACAGUCACCCUGGGGGACUGUUUGCUUUGCCGCAGUAUUCCGGAUACCUGGGAGACUUCCCCUUCUACUACGCCACACUGGGUAUUAAACCGUACCCUAAGUUCACAGCGGUCAUCCAUGCUGUCUCCCCUCUGGUGUCUCAAUCCCAGCCCAUACUCAAGCUACUGGUAGCUGUGGCCAAGUCCCAGUACUGUGCACAGAUAAUCGUCCUGUGGAACUGUGACAAGCCUCUCCCUGCAAAGCACCGCUGGCCUGCCACCUCUGUGCCCGUCAUUGUCAUCGAGGGAGAGAAUAAGGUCAUGAGCAGCCGCUUCCUGCCCUACGAGACCAUAGUGACCGAUGCUGUCCUCAGCCUUGAUGAAGACACAGUGUUGUCCACCACAGAGGUGGACUUUGCAUUCACCGUAUGGCAGAGUUUUCCUGAGCGAAUUGUGGGUUACCCAGCCCGAAGCCACUUCUGGGACAGCAACAAGGAGCGCUGGGGUUACACAUCCAAAUGGACCAAUGAUUACUCGAUGGUCCUCACCGGUGCUGCCAUCUUCCACAGGUACUAUCACUACCUGUACACCAACUACUUACCCACGAGCCUAAAGAACAUGGUGGACCAGCUGGCCAACUGUGAGGACAUCCUGAUGAACUUCCUGGUCUCUGCUGUCACCAAGCUGCCACCCAUUAAGGUCACACAGAAGAAACAGUACAAAGAAACCAUGAUGGGGCAGUCUUCUAGAGCUUCUCGCUGGGCCGACCCGGACCACUUCGCCCAGCGGCAGACCUGCAUGAAUAAGUUUGCCAGCUGGUUUGGCACCAUGCCGCUCGUCCAUUCCCAGAUGAGACUGGACCCCGUCCUCUUCAAGGACCAGGUCUCCAUCCUCCGGAAGAAAUACAGGGACAUCGAGAGGCUCUGACAGGACCGCCGCCCCCUUGGGGUUGACCCCACGCAGGGGGAGGCACGCGAGAGAGACUCUGUGGAGAGCAGGAGGAGUAGUCGGACUACAGCAGGAUUGACAGGGAGAGACGCUGCUCUGUCUUCCACUCAGCACAUUGCCAAUGACCACAGCGCCGCUGCUGCCAGGACUUGAUGCAGGAGGGGAUGAUAAGAAAACCAGCAGAUGGCAUAUGAAUAUGAAAGAAAAGAAAAAAAAAACAAUGCAAACACGGACAAACUGAUGGACAGGCCAAACAGUACUGUAUGUUUCACAAAUGUGCAAACACACAGCACACACUACUGACAACAACAACUAUUGGAUAGAAUAUUUUUUGUACACCAUUAACAAGGAUGACUUAAACUCUCUGGCUCUUUCUGCAUAUGUGCAGCAUGGUAGAAGAGGGAAGGUGUUUGUGAUCGCAGAGUCGCAACCCAACCUACCACAAAUCCUACUGGUCGUCCCUAGCAACCCCCCCCUCGUCUGCAUCAGGACAUAAUACUGGACUCACUACAAAACUCCUGCUUUAUAGCUUGAGAUUAUUUUUGUUUUCAGAGUUCAAAAAGGUAAACAGCAGUGUCCAAAGCUGUUACUACAGUUCUCUUUUCCUUUCUUUUUUAGAUUAAAGCGGCUAUUAUUUCCUGAUGGUUUCAGCUAUUGACACACAUUCUUAAGCCUGAAGUCUACAAACAUCCAGCCUGCCCCAUCCUUGGCUCAUUCCAUUUUGUUGAUAUGGCUUUUCUAACAAUCUGCUUCCCUGUUAUCACUGAAAUAAGUUAGAAAAACAUCUCAUGUCCCAUUUUCCUCUCACCCUCGCCACAGCGGUUGUACUUUUCUCAUCUUUUUCCCCCACUUACUUUCAUCAUCUUUUAUUUUCCCCUUUAAGCUUGCUGUACUUUCGCUAGGCUGUGUUUGUGUGUGUGCAUGCACGCGUUUGUGUGUACAGAGCCUUGAAAAGUUGGCUCAUCCAACCAUAAGCUUGAGCGAAGUACAUUUUCCCUCCGUUGGAAUGAGUGAAAUGAACAUUUCUGGGUGAAAUGGAGCAUAACGUUGCAUUCUAACCCAAACCCUUUUUCUCGCUCCCCCCCUUUCUGUACAGCCUCAGAGCGCUGUCCUUGCAGGGAGAAAUGGAUUCAAAUUUCAGACCAUCACUGGUCUUUAGUGACCAGCAUCAUUUUAGAAGAGUGUUUAUAGCGAGAUUUUUAACGCUGAGCGCGUCAGUGCCAUUCUGACAACAGGGGCUGCCUUUAAAAUCGUUUCUUGCACGUCACGUUGCCGACAUCAGUUUGAGAUGCCUAGAUGCUUGUUGUGUUGAAAUAUUCUCAUUAGUCCAUUGUGCUCUUGUGCUGUUUUUUCUUCUUUUCUUCCCAUUUCCCUUGACAUAUCAGAGGUCCUCAGAGCCAUUAAACUGACAAAAGGUUUUCUCCUCCAUUUGUCAGACAGAGACGCGUUCAGGCCUCAAUUAAGUAAACCUAUUUCAUUUAGAGAGCAGUUUUAUUCCCAGGAGACAAGCUGUUGAUGAAACGCUGCACAUUAUGGGCCACUGUGUUGUGAAAACAGUGACCCAGAAACAUGACCUGCUGGUUAAUGCUAGCCUCGGGAGGAUAGAUUUGCCCCAUCCUUGACCACACCCUGCCCUUCCUUGCUGUUACAACAUCCGCUCACAUCUCUGUUGCAUCUAUGACUGAUAGACAGCUUUCACUUUAAAUAAUCUUAAUGGUUUUAGACAAGCAGAUCAAAAUAUACUUAGAUGCUGUCUCCAUUUUUUAUUGGUAGAAUCAAAUAGAUCAGAAAUCACAUUUAGUCUGCAGACACUUGAAUAAAAGCAAAAUGCUUUUAGUGGCCUUUCUAUCAGGCAGGCAUUCAGCAUAAUGUCUCAGCCAUAACUGUUCACUGUCUUCAUCAUUUCGUCUAUAUCAAUGUUGCACAUUCAUCUUUACGUUCAAGGUUUUUGUUGUUUUUCUUGAAAUGAUGUAAAAUGUAUCAUAAAGCCUUCACUUAGUCAAGGUGGCAAGUAAAGCUUCUCUGUCUCAGCGUAUCAAACCCAGCAGGACUAACAUGUUUACUCGCCUCAUUUCAUUGUUUAUUUUCAUGUUUCUAUGAAAGGUUGGAGUAUGAUUUGCUGGCCAGGAGAAAUUUAUCAUCCGUUUGAUGUGGAGUCGCAUGAAAAAGCAUUCGACCGUCAUGAGAAUGCCGAUUCCGGGAACAACAUAUUCCUAAUUUUGUCUGCAUCUGGUCCUGAUUUUAACUUCAAAAGGACCAUAUUGUUUGAAUCCAUAUCAAGCCUUUUAUGUCAGAAUGUUUGAAUUACUGUUGUUCAUCAUUAUAUGAAAAACCCUACCCCCCCACCACCACCCCUCCAGCUUUGCAGAUAAUUCGCACAAAAUACACCAACAAUUUAAAAUCCCUGCACUGUACAUAGAUAUUUAUUUUCCAUAAAAAAAAGGAAAAAAAUGUACAAUGUGAGAUGACAUGAGAAUAUUAAGACUGAUCCUGCAUCGCUGAGGGGAGUGUGUGGUAUUUGUUCAGUUUAUUUUCUACACGCUGUGCACAUCAGUCCACGCAGAUGCCAAUAUACCGCUCAUAUUAUGUCUCACUCUGCAUCGGUUUUCCCAGGAAAACAUCCAUCACGCUGCAGUACUUUUUUUUUUUCUUUCUAAUAACUCCCAGAGAGCGAUCUAACAUUUUCAGCAUCAUCACAGUAGUUUUAACUUCUGAAAAGAUUGAAUACACCAGUGAUCUGGAAUUGGAUUGGGCAACACCAUCUUGGCUCUCCACAGGAGUCAAAUUAUAAAGUCCCAAUAAAGACUACACCAACUGACACAUGGAAAAUAAUAAGCAGCUGGGUCUCCUGUACCAGAUGGAAACAUUUCAGUUAGUGCUGCAACAUCCUCCCCUCGUUCAUUACAAUAAUGGGACCGAGGCUGUGACACAGUCGUGCUUAAAUUGCCUCUUUCACAGCUUAGCAACAGAAAGAGUCCCAUCUUUCAAUCAGUGUGGUUAUUUUAAGUAAAAAUCUCAGCCUGAGUGCGAUGCAUGGAAGUCAGGCUCCUGGGAAAACCUCUGCAUCUGGCGAAACGCCUUUAUCAUUUCAUCAGGGGAACAUUAUGCAAGUCAUUAUGUUGAACUUCAAUACAGUUGGAAGAAAGUUUACCCAAAAUGUGCCAGGCAGUUGGUGUUUAUAGUGGCAGCAGCAUGUGCGCUGGAAACUAGUCUGUUCUUGAUUUGUGCCUUUUAAAAACAAGUGAGUUCUUGACACCGAGUGCUGUCCAUCAUAUACUGGUUUCCAGUAGACCAGAGGCAGCAGCACUUGGUACAAGGACCGAACAUCCCUAACUUCAUACACUGGAUGAGUCACAGCUUCCAUCCUGUUAUGAUGCCACAUUUUCAUGUUUGGACACUGUUGCUAUAGCAACAACGCAUGACCCACUUCCCAUUUCUGAUUAUUUAUCUGCAACCCGUUGUGUUGCACAGCCGGUCGGUGGUAAUAACUGUUGAUCUGUAAGGACUCGGUUAAGCCCAGCUGUCCUGAUGCCUUCUCCUCCCUCCUACCUUGUAAUUAGGAAAAGACUUUUAUAGAGGCCACAAAUGAAAUAGAUAAAUGCCAAUUUUGUAAGAAUGAUUUAUAAAAAAAAAAUUAAAUAAAACUCAUAUUUGAUUAUAA
Molecule: messenger RNA, 6828 nt
Organism: Melanotaenia boesemani (Boeseman's rainbowfish)
Lineage: Eukaryota; Metazoa; Chordata; Actinopteri; Atheriniformes; Melanotaeniidae
Gene: ext1b
Product: exostosin glycosyltransferase 1b
Exons: 11
Coding region: 924-3146 (740 amino acids)
Cellular component (GO): membrane
Molecular function (GO): glycosyltransferase activity
Source: RefSeq, a predicted model, not a curated record